UCUCUGUCGGAGCCUGCAUCGCGGGGAGGCGAGAGGCCUGAUCCCCCCCGGGCUCAGGUGCUUCCAGCAGACUCCCUGCCGCUGUCUCUUUGCCGGGGCGUCAUGGCCUCGGCCGCCCCGUCCCUCUCGGACGCUAUCGCCAUCGACUUCCUGACCUGCCCCAUCUGCCUGGAGCGGCUUCGCCGGCCCAAGAUCCUGCCCUGCCUGCACACCUACUGCCAGGGCUGCCUGGAGGGGCUGCUGGGCGCCGGGCCGGGGCUGCGGUGCCCCGAGUGCCGGGAGGACGUGUCCCUGCCGCAGGGGGUGGCCGGCCUCAAGACCAACUUCUUCGUCAACGGGCUGCUGGAGCUGGUGCGGCCGGCGGGCGAGGCGGGGCUGACCUGCGCCCUGUGCCCGCUGAUCGGGCAGGAGGGCGGCCGCCCGGCCGUCGCCCGCUGCCUGGACUGCGCCGACAGCCUGUGCCAGGCCUGCGCCGCCGGGCACCGCUGCUCCCGGCUUACCCACGCCCACCGGCUGGUGAGCCUGCAGGGCUACCUCUCCGGGGAGCACGACGCGGAGAUCCGGCAGCGCCAGGCCGCCCGCUGCCCCGAGCACCCGGCCGAGGAGGUGCGCUUCUUCUGCCAGCCCUGCGCCAGCCCCCUCUGCCGGGAGUGCCGGCUGGGCCCGCACCUGGAGCACCCCUGCCAGACGCUGGAGGAGGCGGCCGAGGCCCGGCGGCCCCUGGUGGCCGAGCUGCUGGCCGGCGUGGAGGAGGCGGCGGGGCGGGUGGCCCGGGGGCGGGCGGCGCUGGAGGAGGAGCUGGAGCAGCUGCGGCGGCACGAAGCCGGCCUGCGGGACGUGGUGAAGCGCGCCUGCGCCGACGCGGCCCGGCGCCUGCUGGCCCAGCAGGAGGAGGUGCUGGCCGCCCUGCGGCGCCACGUGGAAGGGCGCGAGACGGCGGCCGGCCUGCUCCGGACCGAGCUGCAGCUGCAGGAGCAGCUGGCCCGCGGCACGGCCGACGUCGCCCGCCAGGUGCUGGCCCUGGGCCGGCCGGUGGAGAUCGUCUCGCUGGAGGCCUUGCUCACCCAGCGGCUCGCCCGGCUCCGGGGCUUCCACUGGGAGCCCCUUGGGGGGCCGCGCCCCCGGCUGGUCGUCCGCGCCGAUCUCCAGAACCUGAGCAGCCUCUUCCAGCUGGACGUCGGCGAGGCCGAGCCCCAGGGCCGAGGGGAGGACAGGGCCCAGCAUGACGCCCCUUCCCUGGAGCCGUCGGCCUCUGCCCCGGAGCUGCCGGCCCCUUCCCCGAAGCCACGGGCCCCUUCCCUGGAGCCGUCGGCCUCUGCCCCGGAGCUGCCGGCCCCUUCCCCGAAGCCACGGGCCCCUUCCCUGGAGCCGUCAGCCUCUGCCCCGGAGCUGCCGGCCCUUUCCCCGAAGCCACGGGCCCCUUCCCUGGAGCCGUCGGCCUCUGCCCCGGAGCUGCUGGACCCUGCCCCAGAUCCACCCUCGUGCCGGCCGCCCCCCACCGCCCGCUUCUCCUGCAGCUUCUCGGUGCGGGUCCCCGGGGACAAGCAUCGGCCCCGAGUCACGGGGCUUUGCCCCCUGGGCUCCAGGGAGCUGCUCCUGGCCGACGAGGAGAACCGCAGCCUCAAACGCUUCUCGCUGCAGGGGGACUUCCGGGGCGCCGUCCCCGUGCAUGGCGGCGUGGCCCCCUGCAGCGUGGCAGCCGUGGGCAGCCGGGUGGCCUACACCGCCGGCUCCCGGCUCUACCUGGCGGAGCGGGACGGCGCCCUGGUCUGGCAGAAGGCCCUGCGCCCCACCCAGGCCAGCCACGCCGUCACGCCGGCGGCGGAGGGGGGCGAGGCCGUGGCGGUGAGCGUGGCGGGGCACCUGGAGGUCUACGAUGCCCGGGGGGAGCUGGUGGAGAAGAUUUUCCCGGACGGGCACGACCGUCUGGCCAUGGUGUUCGUGGCCGGCCGGCGCGGGCGCUACGUGGCCUCGGACUGGCACCGGCGCAGCGUGGUGGCGUUUGACGGGCACGGGCAGCUGCUGGCAGAGCUGGGCGAGGAGCGGCUGGAGCGGUGCCAGCCGGGGGCCGUCUGCGCCGACGACAGGGGCCAUUUCUACGUGACCCUGCGGGAGCUGAACAAGGUGAUGGCGUUCGGGCCGGGCGGGGAGGCGCUGGGGCCCUUCCUCACCGCCCGGCACGGCAUCGAGCGAGCCCGGGUGGCCACCGUCACCGGGGACGGGCACUUCGCCGUGGCGCUGAGCGACGGCACCGUCCACAUCUUCCGCAUCCAGUACCCGGGUCAGUGAGCGGGGGGGAGCACGGGGACGGGGGAGCUGAGAAGAGUGAGAGUGUGUGUGUGUGUGUGUGUGUGCAUUAGUUUGUGUCGGUGCGUGCAUGUGUGUGUGUGUCAGUGUGUGCAUUUGUGUGUGUGUCAGUUCAUUAG
Mauremys mutica (yellowpond turtle) is the source of this 2426-nucleotide messenger RNA. RefSeq names its product tripartite motif containing 56 (gene TRIM56). The coding region runs from base 103 to 2289 and encodes 728 amino acids. Gene Ontology annotation, molecular function: zinc ion binding; ubiquitin-protein transferase activity. Gene Ontology annotation, cellular component: chromatin; nucleoplasm. The record is from RefSeq and is a predicted model, not a curated record. The transcript is spliced from 2 exons. Gene Ontology annotation, biological process: positive regulation of DNA-templated transcription. NCBI's taxonomy places the organism in Eukaryota, Metazoa, Chordata, Testudines, Geoemydidae.